AUGCAACAGCUGAUGAAAAAUUUUAGCGGUACUAAGAAACUGGAUAGUGAGCAAAUGGCUGGUUUUUCUGUCGACUUCCUGCUGGCUGGUUACGAGACUACGGCCAACACUCUGAGCUACACCACAUACCUCCUGGCAAUGAACCCUGAUGUACAGGAGAAACUACAGGCAGAGAUUGACCAAUACUUUGAGGAAGAGCCCGAGAUUUCUUUAUAUGAAGCAGCUCAGAAUCUCAAAUACUUGGAUAUGGUAUUGAAGGAAUCUCUAAGGCUCUACACACCAGUACCAAAGGUUAUGCGCCAGUGCUCUAAAACGGUUACUGUUGGAGGAGUAACCAUUCCCGAAGGAGCAGGUGUGGUGAUUCCAAUUGAUGUCAUUCAUCACUUGCCUCAGUAUUGGCCUGACCCUUACAAGUUUGAUCCUGAGAGGUUUACGGUUGAAGCAGAGGCAAACAGACACCAGCUGGCCCACAUGCCAUUUGGUUGGGGUCCUCGAAGUUGUCUUGGUAUGAGGUUCGCUUUGCUCGAGACGAAGAUUGCACUCAUGGAGAUACUGAGGAAAUACAGCUUUGCCCGAGGACCAGAGACUCCAGCCCUCUUGGAUCUGGAGCGCGGCUUCACAACAGUGCCAAAAGGUGGCGUGUAUGUCAAGAUCAUACCAAGAAAAUAGUCAAAAAACAUUUAUCCCUAUGCAUGAAAAUUACAUCGCAGAUC
This is a messenger RNA of Geodia barretti, 713 nucleotides long. The record is from the annotation of a GenBank genome assembly. NCBI's taxonomy places the organism in Eukaryota, Metazoa, Porifera, Demospongiae, Tetractinellida, Geodiidae.